AUGUUACCCCUUGGUAGUGUGCUAAGUGUAAGGGAGCUAGCUAUUGCUCUGGAAACCAUUCGAGAGGCGUUCGAUUCGAGCACAGAAUUAGACGUUGAAAUUUCUCGCUCGCCUUGCAAAAAUCAUAUUUCCACUGCAUAUCUUAUUUGCGAAAAUUGUACCUACAAGGAGGACAAUGAAAAAACUUGCCACAUCACCAAAUUGAGAUUAGGUAACUUGGGACUGGGUGGAAUUAUACAUGAUGCAGUUGGUGAUCUUCAAUAUCUAACCGAAAUGGCUCUGGACUUCAAUAUGUUAUCAGGCUCAAUUCCCGAUGAGCUGGGAUCUCUCAGUAAUCUUGCUCGUUUGCAAUUAGCUGAAAACCAACUUUCCGGUAGUCUUCCUUCCACACUUGGAAAUCUGAGUUCUCUCAUAGAGCUUUGUCUUUCAUCCAAUUAUUUAACCGGGAAAUUGCCAGAGAGUUAUGGCCAACUUCGCAAACUGCAGCAGUUUAAAGCAUCUGGGAAUAGUUUAUCUGGUCAGUUUCCUCAUUUCGUAAAAAACUGGCCCGAAAUCCGGAGUCUAAAAAGCUUGCGUUGCUCUUCCAGGAAAUUAUUGGGAAAUAAUUUUGAAGGACCGAUACCAACAGAGGUUUUUAAUCUGUCAAUGCUUGAGUCUCUGACCAUAAGUGAUGUCGGAACAUCCUCGUUCCAGUUGCCAUCGUCCCCACACAUUCCCCAAAUUAAAACGCUGAUACUGAGAAACUGUUCAAUCAAUGGUUCAAUCCCCAUGUUCAUUAGUGAGUCUUCAUCACUCAAAUUCCUAGAUUUGAGCUUCAACAACCUAACAGGUGGAAUUCCAGAGACAUGGAAACCGUUUUUAAUUCAUAUGUCUUUUGCAAGAAAUAACCUUACCGGAACCAUUCCUGCGUGGAUUUUUCAUUCAACAAGAACUAGGAUGGAUUUGUCAUACAAUAACUUCUCAGAAAUAAACGUCCCAGUUCCAGCCAAAUUAAAUCUGAACUUGUUUGCCUGCUGCUGCUGUCAGAGCUCCUCGACAACUCUCCCAUACAUGCUUAAUCCCUCGCAGAUGGCGGAAGCAUAUUUCCCCAAAAAACGCAAAUUCUUCUCCUUGUGCAUAAACUGUGGUGGAGAUCAAAUAACCAUCAAUGAGGAUAUUUACGAGGCAGAUAAUAAAACGGACUAUUUCUGUGAAGAUUCAAACCGGAACUGGGCUUAUAGCUGUUCAGGAGACUUCUUCGUAGAAACUUUCAAUUCAAGUGAUUUUAUUCAAAAAGAGCCCUACAAAGUAUUCAAUCCUGAGGCAUCCUUAUACGAAAACUCUCGGCUCUCGCCGGUUUCUUUGAACUACUACGGCCUAAGUCUGUAUGAGGGGACUUAUAACGUCACACUUCACUUCGCUGAAAUUGUCUACAAAGGUCUUCACGUCUCAGAAGUCGCAAACUAUAACAAGCUAAGCAAACGUUUAUUUGACGUCUAUAUUCAGGGUGAGAGGGUACUGAGUGAUUUCAACAUAAGAGACGAGGCAGGUGAUUAUUACAGAGCAAUCAAUAAAACGUUCAGCACUCAAGUAAAGGGUGACGGUUUAUUGGAUAUUCACUUGUAUUGGGCCGGAAAAGGGUCUCAGAUCAAGAAACCUUCUUACAAUGGUCCGCUUAUUUCAGCCAUUUCCGUCAAUCCUGAUUUCAAAGUAGGAGGUGGUGGACUAUCUCCCUUGCAUAUAUCAUUGCUUUCUGUAGCUUCAGUCAUAAUUUCUCUGCUGCUGAUGUUACUUUUAGCCUGGGCAAUGGGAUUUCUGGAAUCCAAAGAAUUACAAGCAAAAAUAAAAGUAGGUGAUGGAAAAAAUGUCACCCUCAAAGAAUUAAUAAGAGCUACCGGAAACUUUAGCCUCAAAAAGAAGAUCGGAACCGGGAGUUUAGGGACAGUUUAUGAGGCCGAAGUACUGGAAGAUCAAAAAGUGGCUGUCAAGAAGCUUUCCUCCCGUUAUAAGAAAAGAAUCCAUAAACUAAAGCUCGAAGUUUUUAACAUGAAAUCAUUGGCACAUGAGAACCUCCUUAAAUUGUGGGAUGUUCAUAUUGGAAAAGGCUAUCAGUUGCUCGUUUAUGAAUAUAUGGAAUACAAAUCCCUAGAGAACGCCUUAUUUGGGUCAUGUCAUUUACCCAAAUCGAAGCUUAAUUGGGAAACUAGAUUUAGCAUUUGCCUUGGAAUAGCGAGGGGUUUGGCGUAUCUACAUGAGCCUCAUAGAUCGGUCAUUCACGGCAACAUCAAGACUGCUAAUAUUCUUCUUGAUGAUAAGUGUGAGCCCAAGCUUUCAGACUUAAGAUUGGCAGGCGUUCAUAGUGAUAAAGACCAGCUUUUGCUCAUCAAAGAAGAAGCACCAAAAGGAAUUAACGCACCAGAAUAUUUUCAAGGAAUUUUAUCACCCAAGACUGAUGUUUACAGUUUUGGGAUGGCCGUCCUGAUAAUUGUCAGUGGGAGGAAAAGUGAAGUAGACAAAUCAUGCGGCCAGGGAAUGGAGUUUCUUCUGGACACGGCGUAUGAUUUACAAAGUAAAGGAAAUAGGCUGAUAGAGUUGGUGGACAGAAACUUGUACGAUUUGUACGAUGCAAAACAAGCGCUCACCCUGUUGAAUCUAGCAGUGAAGUGCACCAGUUCGAGCCCGAGUAUGAGACCAACGAUAUCUCAAGUUUUGAGUGUUCUUGACGGUAAGAAAACACUGAGUGAUGUUGUUCUGCCUGAUCCAUCUACCUCAAGUACUACUGUCUAUGGAGACAUCGAUAAAGCGGCCGAUUCGUCCAGAUCAAUCACACAGGUUGUCGAUAUUGAAGGCCUUAGUUAGUUUGAUAUCCCCACUUCGAUUCGUCAUGAAAUCAAGGGCAAGAAUAUCAUUGAUUCAUGAAGCGUUGCACCCCUAAUGA
Molecule: messenger RNA, 2917 nt
Organism: Morus notabilis
Lineage: Eukaryota; Viridiplantae; Streptophyta; Magnoliopsida; Rosales; Moraceae
Product: probable LRR receptor-like serine/threonine-protein kinase At1g53430
Exons: 23
Coding region: 1-2838 (945 amino acids)
Biological process (GO): protein phosphorylation
Molecular function (GO): protein kinase activity; protein binding; ATP binding
Source: RefSeq, a predicted model, not a curated record